Messenger RNA from Plasmodium knowlesi strain H, 1041 nucleotides. Its product is annotated as conserved Plasmodium protein, unknown function. The coding region runs from base 1 to 1041 and encodes 346 amino acids. NCBI's taxonomy places the organism in Eukaryota, Apicomplexa, Aconoidasida, Haemosporida, Plasmodiidae. The transcript has a single exon. The record is from RefSeq and is a predicted model, not a curated record.
AUGGGGAACAGUUGCAAGAAAGUCAUACAAGCCAGACGAAACAGAACCCCGCCUGAUCAAUUCAACCAUCGCUUCGAUUUCGUAAGCGAUAAUAACUCAAGUUGGAAUAACACGAACUAUUACAAUGAUUUAUACUUAGGGAAUUUUACCCGAGAAAAGGAACCUUUAAAAGAAAAUGACAACACAUUAGGACUUAACGAUGAAGGCAAUUUGAAUGUUAACAAUUCGUUGGUGUAUAUCGAUGAGCUCUAUGAGAUUUUGGAGAACGAAAAAAAAGUGAAGAUAAAAAAAGUUGACAACUCCGAUGUAGAGGAAUUCCUCAUUAUAGAAAAGCACAUUAAAUUAAAAAGGAAAAAGAAGAAAAAUAAUCCUUUUAAAAGGAAAAAAGAAAAAAAUGUAAAAAAAGAAAUUACCCCUUCAUCAUUAAGACACAUCGAUGGUGACAAUAAUGGCAAUCUUUUUGAAAUGCCGCCCUUCCCUGGAGAUAACUUUCUCAACAAAAAAAAAAAUAAAAUGAAAGAUCGAGCAUCCUCCAAAAUUACCGAAGUAGAAACGUGGUGCAGUUCUUCAAUUGAUAAUAGGUGUGAUAUAUUCGAGGAGGACAGGAAGUACAUACUGAAGCAACGCCAAAUGAACAUGAGAGAUGAUCAGAAGAUGGGUCCUGAGGAGGGUGGAAAAAAUGCCAAGGAUAGCCAUAACAAUGAGGAGAAUACACAGAGUAUGCCCAGCAGUGAAGCUAAGGUGGACGCGAAUCACCCCGGAAACGGGCACAAUGGUGGAAACGCCAUCAGUUUAACGUUUGAAACAGGUGAAGAAGAAGACUCGCAGGAGGGGAGAAAAACUGACAAAAGGAAUGAUAAAAGGGAUGAUAAAAGGGAUGGCAAAAGGGAUGGCAAAAGGGAUGGCAAAAGGGAUGGCAAAAGGGAUGAUAAAAGGGAUGAUAGAAGGGAUGACAAAAAAGUUGGCAAAAAGGGUGACAAGAAUGUUGACAAAAAAGAUGACAAGGCUUCCCAGAAUUUUGAUCAUAGAUUCCCAGAUUGA